This is a messenger RNA of Rhododendron vialii, 870 nucleotides long. RefSeq lists its product as uncharacterized. Lineage: Eukaryota; Viridiplantae; Streptophyta; Magnoliopsida; Ericales; Ericaceae. The record is from RefSeq and is a predicted model, not a curated record. The transcript is spliced from 2 exons. Bases 107 to 616 code for a protein of 169 amino acids.
UUCUAAUCUAUAUAUUUUCACCACCUCUUCCCAUCUUUCAUCCCCAUCUCAUUAACGACAACCCCAUUGGAAGAAUCCUGAGACCAAGUUCAAAGCAAAAAAACAAAUGUCUCUGGUGACAGAAGAGAUCAAAGCCAAAGCAGAGAUCUACCAUGGAGAUGAAAUCUGUCAGGAGAAAACAAAGUUCCUACUGAAAGAGGUGGGCCUGCCCAAUGGGCUCCUUCCAUUGGAAGACAUUUUGGAGUGUGGGCAUGUCAAGGAGACUGGGUUUGUUUGGCUGAAGCAGAAGAAGAAGAAGGAUCACAAGUUUGACAAGAUUGGGAAGCUGGUGUCCUAUGCAACCGAGGUCACUGCUGUUGUGGAGCCUAACAAGAUCAAGAAGCUCACAGGUGUUAAGGCCAAGGAGUUGUUGCUUUGGCUCACCCUCAGUGACAUCUAUGUCAACGACCCGCCCACCGAGAAAAUCACAUUCAAGACUCCGGUGGGGCUUUCGAGGGAUUUUCCGGUGGCGGCUUUCGAGGUGGAGGAGCCACCAUCUAAGGAGGCGAAGGAGGUGGUGAAGGAGGCUAAUGGUCUAUUCAAGGUUGCUGAGCCCCAGGAAGUGAAGGAGGUCUAAAUAUUGACGUUAAACAAACAGAGGUCUCUAUUAGUAUUAUUCUGGAUCAAGAAACAGAGAGAGGUCCUCUUCUAAUUAGAAACUUUGGUUUUGAGUGUUGGAAACUUGUUUAACCAAAAAAAGGAGGAUUGGAAAGUUGUUUAAGUGGUUACAUGGGCCCAUUUGGCUGUGGUCCAAUGGUCAUGUCCUCUGUUUUUAAGUGCUGAUUAUAAUAAGAGUUUAAAAUAGAGCUUAUGCUUUGGGAAAUCAUCAAA